AUGGAACGGCGGCGAUCUCAAAGCUCCGCCUCAGGCGGCGGGGAAACGGCAGAGGAGAGGCCCGGGCGGCCGCCUGAUUGGUCGCGGGCCCGCGAGACGUCAGGCUCCCACGGCGCCGCUGAUUGGUCGCCGGCGACGCCCUUCGUGAGCAGAGCGCGGAGGGGGGCACGCGAGGGGGGCGGGAGGCGCCGCGGUGCCCGACGGGAGGAGCAGUCCGCCGGGCGGAGGCGCGCGCGCGCGGGGCGGGGAGGCCGCUUCCCGGGAGGACUACGGCUCCCAGGGUGCCCCGCGGGCGGCGGCCUUCCGGCCGCUGUGAAUAUGUAUCAGAAUGUUAAUGACGAGGCGCUGCUAAAUUUGGUCAAAGGAGUCACCUCGGCAGAGCGUGCGGUGGGAGCAGCGAGGAGCGGCGGCGCCGGGAGCAGGGCAGGGCAGGGCUGGGCAGGGCUGGGCAGGGCCGGGCCGGGCCGGGCACGGCGCUUCGUACCCGGUGCUUCGUACCCGGUGCUUCGUACCCGGUGCUUCGUACCCGGUGCUUCGUACCCGGUGCUUCGUACCCGGUGCUUCGUACCCGGUGCUUCGUACCCGGUGCUUCGUACCCGGUGCUUCGUACCCGGUGCUUCGUACCCGGUGCUUCGUACCCGGUGCUUCGUACCAGGUGCUGCUGCGCGGCCGCUUCCUGGAGUUCGGACAGGUGGAGGAGAACCCGAAAGCAAAAUACAAAUAAAACAGCGCGGACCGUACCGUCUUCGUCCUCUCUCUCCCUCUUUUUAAUUUUUUCUUUUUUUUUUCCUUUUUUCUUUUUAAUUUUGUUUUUGACCGACCCACCCGAGCGGAGCCCCGCGAUGCGGUAGCGGCGGAAGCGGCCCCGCGCCUCGGCCCCGCGGCAGCGCCGCACCG
Numida meleagris (helmeted guineafowl) is the source of this 897-nucleotide messenger RNA. RefSeq lists its product as uncharacterized. The transcript has 3 exons. Lineage: Eukaryota; Metazoa; Chordata; Aves; Galliformes; Numididae. Bases 1 to 771 code for a protein of 256 amino acids. The record is from RefSeq and is a predicted model, not a curated record.